AUGACUUGGAAGAGAGCAAAAGAUGCUGAGAUGAAGUCUGAUGCCAACGCAAGUUACUUGAGAGCAGCUCGGGCAGGGCACCUGGAAAAGGCCCUUGACUACAUCAAAAAUGGAGUGGACAUCAACAUCUGCAACCAGAACGGGUUGAAUGCACUCCAUCUUGCUUCCAAAGAAGGCCACGUGGACGUGGUCUCUGAGCUGCUACGGAGGGAAGCCAACGUCGAUGCAGCCACAAAGAAAGGAAACACAGCCUUACACAUCGCAUCUCUGGCUGGGCAAGCGGAAGUGGUCAAGGUCUUGGUUACGAAUGGAGCGAAUGUCAAUGCACAAUCUCAGAAUGGCUUCACGCCGUUGUACAUGGCGGCCCAGGAGAACCACCUGGAGGUCGUCAGGUUUCUUCUGGACAAUGGUGCCAGCCAGAGCCUGGCCACAGAGGACGGCUUCACACCAUUGGCUGUAGCUCUGCAACAAGGUCAUGACCAAGUUGUGUCACUCCUGCUGGAAAAUGACACGAAGGGAAAAGUGCGACUCCCAGCCCUCCACAUUGCAGCCCGGAAAGAUGACACGAAGGCGGCGGCUCUGCUCCUGCAAAAUGACAACAACGCUGACGUGGAGUCCAAG
This is a messenger RNA of Psammomys obesus (fat sand rat), 621 nucleotides long. RefSeq names its product ankyrin-3-like. Gene Ontology annotation, cellular component: T-tubule. The record is from RefSeq and is a predicted model, not a curated record. Gene Ontology annotation, molecular function: protein binding. Gene Ontology annotation, biological process: protein localization to T-tubule; regulation of cardiac muscle contraction. NCBI's taxonomy places the organism in Eukaryota, Metazoa, Chordata, Mammalia, Rodentia, Muridae.